AUGAAUCACGAUAACCUCACCUCCGCUUCCGAGCACUCGUACCAGGUAGAUUGGCUCGGUACUUGGCGUAUGUGCUCCAGUCUGCCGUCUUGUGUCCGCUUGAGAUGGGAAACUCAGGCUACUGAGGAGUGCAUCCGUGAUGGCAAUGCCGGCACUGCCGAGGCAGUAUUUUUCGACAUCUUCCUCGUAAGGUUGUGGAUUGAAACCAUGGUCCACAACAAUAAUUUUGAACUGAAUUUGUUCGUGUAUCUGGACAACAAUGCGGCCCUUUUCAUCUACGUUUCUGUCCCUGCCGAUGAUUCACUGAUAUCUUCGUCGCUGCUCAGUCCCAGCAUCAUCAUAAGUGACCUGAGCCCCGUAAAGAGAGUCCAAGUCUUUCACGAGGAGCUGCUGUUGAUUGCCGAAUGUUAUGCUGAAGUGUUUCUUGCCGAGACCACCUAUAUCAGGCGGUCAUCACGGCCAUACUGA
Molecule: messenger RNA, 468 nt
Organism: Metarhizium brunneum ARSEF 3297
Lineage: Eukaryota; Fungi; Ascomycota; Sordariomycetes; Hypocreales; Clavicipitaceae
Source: RefSeq, a predicted model, not a curated record